CAUUGCAGUCUGGAGUUCCGGUGAGAGGAAAAAAAAAAGAGACGUGGCGAAAAAAAUCGGUGAAUAUCGGUGCAUUCAGAGCUCCUUUCUCGUGUAUUGAGGUUUGGAGCGGUCCCUGUGUGUGAGAGUGAGUGUGUUAAAUGGGUGAAUACGGGUUCGCCUUACAGUCGGCUCUCCUCAGCAGUGGCGGCGGCUAUAACAGUCUCCCUCUCGGGUCGUUUUCAUCUCCCAAACACCGCAGCAGUCCGAAUGUGGUGGUGUACGAUAUCCUCAAUAAUAACUCGUCUCUGUUUCUCCCUCUUGCAGCUCAGCAAGCCAUGCAGGAUGAUUUACUGAUGGACAAAAACAAAGCUCAGCCUCACCAGCAGCAGCAGCAGAAAGACCCAGCGAGCGUCGAGACUCCGUCACCGUGCGAGCCGGUGAUCUCCGAGGACAGCAGCAGCCCGUCGAGCGGGAGCAGCCAAGCGCCUUCGGUCCAGAGCAGCAAAGAGAAAAUAGCAAUGGAAUCACCGAUCCUGCCGGGGCUGAGCUUCCCGGAGGCCGGUGGCAACUCCUUGUCUCCGUCGUUCGCCAGCACUUGGUCAUCGGGGACGGCGAACACGGCGGACGAUAGUUUUUUCCAAGGAAUCCCCUCGGUAAACGGCGCUAUGCUGUUUCAGAACUUCCCGCACCACGUCAACCCGGUGUUCGGAGGCGGAUUUUCUCCGCAGAUCGGCUUGGCACAGCAGCAGCAGCAGCAGCAGAGGAGAUCUCCGGUCAGUCCCAACCAGGCUGCUUUUCCUCAGCGGAACGCAUACAGCCACCAGGCCGUGGUGAACAGUAAGGUCUCGCCGUCCUCAUCCUCCUCGUCCUCGGCGUGGAGCGCACAGCAGAGCGCCGUGUGGAGCUCCGGCUCUAACCCAUGGAGCGGGCUGCCUGCCGGCCGGGACCCGCGCAGGGCCGGCGGUGUCGGCCUGCCUUCGGCUCUUAACCCCAUCUCUCCGAUGAAGAAGCCCUACCCGACUAAUGUCAUCGCCCCGCCGAAGUUCCCCAGAGCCGCCCCGCUUACCCCCAAACCCUGGCUGGAGGACAACGCCUUCAGGACGGACAACGGCAACAAUAUGUUACCUUUUCAGGACCGGAAUCGGCCCUUUGAUCCAUUUAACUUGCAAACUUUGGAGAAUUCCUUAAUGGAUAUGAUAAGGACUGACCACGACAAAGGUAAACACCACCCUGUCGGGGGCCCACCAAUGACUAUCGCUGAUAUUGUAUGGAGGAAUCAUUUUGCAGGACGCAUGGGCCUGAACUUUCAUCACCCAGCAGCAGAACACAUAAUGCCACUGACAAGGAGUUAUGGUCGCAGAAGAGGUCGCUCAUCACUGUUUCCUUUCGAGGAUGGCUUUUUGGAUGAUGCUCAUGGAGAUCAGUCUCUAACUCCAGGGCUGAACUCCCCCACUCGCUGUCAGAACGGUGAGAGGAUGGAGCGCUAUUCCAGAAAGGUCUUUGUUGGUGGAUUGCCUCCAGACAUCGAUGAAGAUGAGAUCACCAAUAGUUUCCGUCGCUAUGGACACCUGGUGGUUGACUGGCCCCAUAAAGCAGAAAGCAAAUCCUACUUUCCUCCCAAAGGUUAUGCCUUCCUGCUAUUCCAGGAAGAGAGUUCAGUUCAGGCUCUCAUCGAUGCCUGCAUUGAGGAAGAUGGGAAACUCUAUUUGUGCGUCUCCAGUCCCACCAUUAAAGAUAAACCAGUACAGAUCCGUCCAUGGAAUCUGAGCGACAGUGACUUUGUGAUGGACGGCUCUCAGCCUCUGGACCCUCGAAAGACCAUCUUUGUGGGAGGAGUCCCUCGACCUCUGCGCGCAGUGGAGCUGGCGAUGAUUAUGGACCGGCUGUAUGGGGGGGUGUGCUAUGCUGGCAUUGAUACUGACCCUGAGCUGAAGUAUCCGAAAGGAGCAGGUCGAGUGGCUUUCUCCAACCAGCAGAGCUACAUUGCUGCCAUCAGCGCUCGAUUUGUCCAGCUGCAGCACAACGACAUCGACAAGCGGGUGGAGGUGAAGCCGUACGUGCUGGAUGAUCAGAUGUGUGACGAAUGCCAGGGUGCACGCUGCGGAGGCAAGUUCGCCCCGUUCUUCUGUGCCAAUGUCACGUGUCUGCAGUACUACUGUGAGUACUGCUGGGCCAGCAUUCACUCGCGCGCCGGCCGCGAGUUCCACAAACCGCUGGUGAAGGAGGGAGGAGACCGACCACGCCACGUCUCCUUCCGCUGGAGCUGAUGGAGGAGUCACUCAGCCUCCCCACCACUUCUUCACUCCCAUCAUCCCCUUCAAACCGACUAACCACCACCAUCACCGUCACCACGACUACAACUGAAGAAAACAUGGGUCUUCUUUUAUCCUUUAUUUAAAAAAAAAAAAACACAGCUCUUAAUAUCUUUGUCCAUCAUACUCUCUGCUAGUGAACAUUCAGUAAGAAUUUUGAGUCUUUUUGCUCAGAAAUUUGCACUUUGGCAUUCGUCUACACACUUGAUGUUAGUUAGGUCAUGACAAUACUGAUCUUUUUUCAAGUUUACUUCAAUUUCCUCUUGAUUUAGUCAGUCAGUGUUUCCCAAUAGGACAUUAUUAGACAAGAGUGAGACUACACACACACACACACACACACACACACACGCAAAUAUAUAUAUAUAUAUAUAUUUAAAAAAAGAUUAUAUUUUUGUUUUUUUAUCUAUCUAUAUAUCUGCCUAAAUAAUUCCUUUUUUUAUUUUUAUUUUGUAUUUUUUUUUAACAGAGCAUGCACUUGUUUCAGAAAACCUGUAUCAUUGCCCUGAGUAGAAAAUGUGAGGGAUCAAAAUUACCAAAGGUGAAAAUCAUAUUUGACGACCUUUAGUUAAAAAAAAAAAAAUAAUCUAAAAUUUGAGUCCACCUAUUUGCUCCCAUUUUGAAAAUAGUCCAGUUAAUACCUCAUGUGCACAAUCAGAUUUAAUUUCCUUCGCAUAUAAUAUUUAGGCCUUUAUUUAUUUUUUUUUUAAUAAUCUUAUUUUUUUAGUGUUAUGUACAUAUAAUGCUGCAAUAGCUUUUGCUGCUAAAUCCAUGGUAUAUAGAUGUAUACCAUAGUACUUUAUUCAGGCUGGGGAGUGGAUGAGAGUCGGUUCGGCGCCUGGUUGGGAGGUGAACAGGCCGGCAUGAGCGCGAGCGUCGGCCUCGGUGCGGUCAGCAUUCGCCCCUGAACUGCAUGUUUAUCCAAAUCAGGUCGCUGCAUGCAAUAGAAUUUUCAGUAUCAAGUCUAUUAUUCAUCUUGGCCCAUUUUGCACAUGGGUAGACGAGGAGCAGGAAAGCGUGCAGGAGACCGAGGUGAGCGCUUAUCUCACUCGCCGGUGGUGUUCUACCUUGAUGAUCAUCUCACGUCAAAAGCUAAACGCAUGAACAGACGACUAAACUGCAAUUCUGAUUUCUAAGGCCUAGAUGUAGGAUAAGCCUUUAAAACUCUGACUAGUAGGUGAAGAACAUUUUUCUUUUUCAGUGAUUGUUAUAAUUGUGCAAUUUUUUAUACAGUAUGUAGUUGGAUUUGAGUAUAUGCCUAGAACUGUGAUUCGCUUUAACUGUUCUUGAUGUCUAACAAGUCCUGUGAAAACUUCAUAUUCAGUGUAGACAGUAGACACACACACACUUGCGUACAGUCUUCCCUGUCCCUCUGUUUUGUAUACACUGACACACACACACACUUUCAAUAGUUCUCACUCACACAGGAUGUGUACAAACGACCCCUUCCCUAAAAACUCCCAACUGCAUUCACUAGAACUAAAGACCACGUCAGACUUCAUCGCUUCUGCCUGACUAGUGAAGUGAUUAGUAGACAAAAAAGAAAAUACUGCAGUGACGUGUGUGUGUGUGUGUGUGUGUGUGUGUGUGUGUGUGUGUGUGUGUGUGCUUUUCCCUCUAAGACCCACAUAAAAAGUACAGACAGUGUGACUGCAGCACAUUGGACUAACAUCACCAGAACAUUGUGUGCUUGCUGCGUUUAUAUAUCUAUAUAUCUCUAUAUACACAGAUUUUCCUGCAAAGCUUGAAGACUAGAACCAACCUGCUAAUAACCGUGGUGGAUUUUUUUUUAAGACUACGGUAUGGGCUUGAGAGAGGACGAGUGGGAGUUUAGGAGAACACAAGUAUUGGCUGCUGAUGUGAUUCGUAUAAGAGCGAGAUGGGGUUUUACAAGCCCGUGAAAGUCUUGAGAGUGAGAGCGGUGUUUCAAGGAACGAAUCGUAAAUCGUCCCGUCCCAUUUUCCUGUAGUGAUGUACGUCACGCCGGAAAAGGCUGCAGCAAUCGUGGCCUGGGUUUUUAAUCCUAAACCGUCACCUUUAGGAUGGAACACUUUGUUCGCUUUUGGGAAAAAAAAAUUAUGUAAACAAGAGCUACUUUUUUUACUGAUGGAAAAAAAAAAAAAACAACAGAAAACUAAUCAUGAAUAGCAAUGAGGAUCCUUAUGGACGUGAAUUCUGGGGGUUUGUGAUUUUCCUUCCAACCCAGAAGGAUUUUCUAGAUCUGUUGUUUUCUGUAAUAGACAUUUGUUAUGCACUACUCUUUGUAUCUAGAUGGUUAGCUAUCAGUCAGCUAUUUUUUUGUUGAGAGAGAGAGCGAGCGAGAGAGAGAGAGAAAUCGAAAAUUGUGUGCUUUCUGACUGACGUGAUCUUUUGCAAUACCUCAAUUUUGAAAUAUAAUAGGAGAGAAAUCAAUAUUUUCUAAGUAAGUUUAUUCAAAAACAAAAUAUAUAUUAAUUUAAAUUUGCAAGAAAAUGAUUUAACAGAUGGUUAAUUUUAUUUUUGUCAUGUUUAUUUGCUUUUAUGUUUAAUUUUAUUUUUUUGGAAAAAAAAAAAAGACACAAAAAAAAAAAAAAAAUUGCAACUGAAGGAGCUAGAGCUUUAUAACUAUAGAGUCAGCUGAAGUAGAGAGACGACCUUAACACGGCGUAAACGGAGAGAGCGCUUCGCCACCCACACGCCACAGUGUUAAAUAAAAAGAAAUUUAAAGAAAAAGUUCAUACAAAAUCCUACUCUACAAAAAAAAAAAGUCAACAUCCAUUAGGUGCUUAAAAAGUUAACUGACGAAACUUCCCUUGGUUUUGUAUGUUUAUAAUCAGUCAUUUACUGACCAGUGAACCGAAAUUUAUUUUGUUUUUGUGAUUUUUUUUUUUUUUUAAACAAAAAGCUUUUUUAUGUUUCUUAAGUGUAGCCUGUUUGUUUUGUAAAAGCAAAUUGCCCUACUUUGUUAACCUGAUCUAAUUUAAGCUAAACUGAUCUUUGAGGGUUCUUGAUUAAAUGGAGAAAAAGGAAAGAUUGUUCUUUUUUUUUUU
This is a messenger RNA of Tachysurus vachellii, 5320 nucleotides long. RefSeq names its product cytoplasmic polyadenylation element binding protein 3 (gene cpeb3). The transcript is spliced from 10 exons. Lineage: Eukaryota; Metazoa; Chordata; Actinopteri; Siluriformes; Bagridae. Bases 141 to 2249 code for a protein of 702 amino acids. Gene Ontology annotation, cellular component: neuron projection; synapse; nucleus. Gene Ontology annotation, biological process: negative regulation of cytoplasmic translation. Gene Ontology annotation, molecular function: mRNA 3'-UTR binding; translation factor activity, RNA binding; ribosome binding. The record is from RefSeq and is a predicted model, not a curated record.